Molecule: messenger RNA, 4647 nt
Organism: Magnolia sinica
Lineage: Eukaryota; Viridiplantae; Streptophyta; Magnoliopsida; Magnoliales; Magnoliaceae
Exons: 12
Coding region: 555-3707 (1050 amino acids)
Biological process (GO): DNA damage checkpoint signaling; positive regulation of transcription by RNA polymerase II
Cellular component (GO): nucleus
Molecular function (GO): histone binding
Source: RefSeq, a predicted model, not a curated record
GUUUCUUCAAGGUAGCAGUGGACCAGAGGACAAAUUGUUUUCAAAGGGAUCGGCUAGAUAUAGCUGUUGCCGUUUAUUUUUAUCUGGGGAUGACCAUUCACCAAUUGCAAACACUCCAUCUUCUGGAAAUGUGAAAGAUUGAAUUAUUAACCUCUGAAGCCUCAUGGAAUUUCUUUGGUGUCCUUCACAAGAGUUUCUCUUUCCAGUAAUUAUAUGAUUUGAGACCUGAGGAUGUGUAAUAGGUAUCCUGAGGUCCUUAGUUUGUACAAAAUGGUCUAUCCUGUAGUCCAUAUACUUGAUCUGAUGGGGCUCAUAAUAGAAGGGCCACAAAUAUUCAUGAUAAAGGCAAUCCUUCUCUUCUGUUUCCAAGGAACAUCUAAGAAAGAAACAGAGCAAUGGUACUCAUUCAAGUAUAAAAGGGCAAAGCUUGGCUGGCUACUGCCUUCCAACAUGGGAAAUUUUGGGGAGUAGUUCAUCUGUGGUGGGCUGCAUCAGAUCAACAGUUUGGAUCGCUUGAACAUGGGCCCCACUUUUUUGAACUGAAAACUGGAGGAAUGCUAUACAUAUCCUUUUGUCUUCCUCUUGCUGAUCUAUCUAAAGUGCUGCAUUUUGACCUACAUCUUUCUUCAGAUGGUAUUUCACAGCUCCCAUCAAUUCAAUCACAUGAUACACAUCAACCAGAAAGGCUGGACUUGAAUAAACCCAUUCUUGAAACUUCAGUAUUUCGGGGUGACACAUGCAUGCCAAAAGUAUCACAGAAAUCCCCAUCACUAUCUGUCACCAAAGACAACAGCAAAAGCGGGAAGAAAUCUCAAGAGAAGUUUGAUUUGGGGCACCUUCAAAAUACCAAUAUUCAUGAUGCAGUAGAGCUUUCUAUUGCAGCAUCUGAAGCGUUGGCCAUAUCUGAGCUCGUAAAGAGUGGUCCACCUUCUGAAGCCUUUCCAGCUGCAUCUAUACUGGAAAUGGCACUUCGGGUAAAGCAAGCACGGAAUCGAUAUCAUAUGGAUGAGUUGGAGGAUGACCCUGCUGGCAAAGAUGAUGGCAUUGAUGAGACUGAUCGUCUCUCGGACUUGGAUGAAAACACCAUGGAAGAUGCAUUUGAAGAUGUUGGCUUGCCUGUUACACGAGUUGCUGCCUCUCCUGAUGAUUUCUGUGGUCUCCAGACGUCUUCUUCUCCGAAUUAUCAUACUUAUAGCUAUAGUUCAGCUACAAAGCAUGAACACGAUUCAUAUACAAAUUCUUCUCAUGUUCUAAAUACAAACAUCUUGGGAAGUCACUACAAAUGUGAUGGAGAAGUUAAAAAUAAAGAAAAGGGGUCUCAAGAUGUUGAUUUUAUUGAUGCUUUUGCCACAGAGUUAAGAUCGAAGGAGUUGCCACAGGAAUAUCCUGAGAUGCGGCAAACGGAGCCAUGUGGUGAUGGGCCUUUCGGCUUUUCUACUAACAAUAUAGAAAGCCAUUUGAAUGUAGGCUCACAUCAGCCAGUCCAGACAACCAAAGAUACUUCAGCUACAACAAAGAGUCCUAAAGAAGAUGGAAUGAUUGCAGAGGGACUGAACUAUGAAGUAGAAGGUGUAAAAUUGUUCCGUAGUGAAGCAAGCAUGGUACCCUCCCCCUGCAUCAUGGAUUCACAGAAAGCUGUUGUGGAAAAUGCAGUAAAUGAUGUUCCAAAACUCACAAUGGAACAAUUCAAAAGCCGUUGGUUUGGUGGUUGGACUGGGAAGGAUGUUGAAGUCACUAUAGGUGGGGGUUGGAAUAACAACAAAAGCAUACCGAAGUUCUUCAUUACGGAGACUAGCUUCCUUUCAGAAUCUGUGGACAUUGUCACAGACGAGAGCUCAGUGCAGAAACCAGACGCUGUGCCCGAAGUGGUUUCACUGUCAAGUAUUCCCCUUGUAGCUGUUCCUCGAAAUACUAAUGAGGGGACAUUGCUUUCCCAAGAUGUCACGGGAUCUUCUAACUUCUCAAUGGCAGAUCCUCUUUGCUCUGUUGUACCAUGCAGUAUUUCCUUGGACAAUGACCACACCAUGCAAGAUUCUGGCCAGAAAGAUUUAGAAAAAGAAGAAGCUGGAAAGGGCUUGAAUCUGAUUACAGAGCAUGUUGGAUUAGAGACUAUCCCAGUGAUGCCAUUUGUUCAUGGGGAAGAGAAUGUUGCUUCCAAGAUGAGUAGUGAAGGUUUACCGGCAACGACUCGAAAGCAGCUAACUUCAUUGAGGUUGUACAGCAUGGUGGAGCCUGCCCGCUACACUAGUCCUGGAGGAGAGUUUGUUUGCAUCAAUGAAUCAGUCCCAUUGGUGGGUCCAACUGAGAGCCAUAGACAAAUUCUUCCCUCUGAAAGAAAUGUUGAUUGCUUCAUGUCUCUCAACAAAGAGGAUUUUGCAGUUCAGUUGAGAGGCAAACCAAUUGGUGUCAAGAUGCCUGAUUCUGUUAGUAACAGAAACACCGACACCGUUCAAAAAGAGCAGGUCCAUCAAAACAUUGCUGAGAUGGCUAAUGGGAUCGAGGUGCAGGUCCAUCAACACAAGGAAAGGUCCUCACCUCUUGUAUUGAAUUAUGGGACCCGGCGGCGGCUUAAGGCUUGUAAUAUUAUUGUAAGUGAUACUGAAGAUGAGAGCUCGAAAACGGCUUUGAUACCUUGCAAGAGGAAAACCAGAUUAGACGAUUCAAGGACAGAUGUCAGUUGUGUGGAUCAAGCUAAGGCUACAUCAGUUUCCCUGCUGCAGUCGAGUUUACAUUCAUAUCCCCAUGAAAAACAAACUGCAGCAAAGAAGAAAGUUCGCUUUACAGAAGCGGAAGUUGAGCACCGGUCGAAGAAUACUGUUGAAAAGUCUUCUGGCUAUCAAACUCUCCAUGCAGGUUCACAUGCUGGAGCUGGUAAAAGGGUAAAAGCUUCUGGCCUGGGGUCCAUGUUCGAAAUUGGAAAGGAAAAUUAUCAUUGCUUGAAAAGUUGUGGCAACAAGUAUAGAAAGGGAAUGCUCUUGCAGAGCUUUGAGUUCCUGCUGACAGGAUUUUCAAGAAAGAAGGAAAAGGAACUUGAGAUGCUAAUUAGGAAACAUGGAGGUAUUGUUCUUUCUGAUGUCCCAUCACCUUCACCAAACUUAAGAGGAAAGAGACAAUCAGGACAAAAGCACCGGCUGCUCCCUGUCGUGCUAUCUCCAAAGAAGGUGGAAACUACAAAGUUCUUAUACGGCUGUGCAAUAGACACCGUGUUGCUGAAAGCUAACUGGCUUAAUGAUUCAGUGCUGUCUGGUUCUGUAUUAUCACCGGAUAAAUACCUGAUUCUACCAAAUCAAGCAUCCAAUGGGAAGCAGAUGAGAAUUGGGCAGCCAGUCUGUUUUAACCAUUCCCGAAUCUUUGACAGAGUAGGAAUCAUGCUCUAUGGAAAACCAACUUUUUUCUCCAAUUUGGCGAAAGUUGUAAAGCAUGGAGGUGGUCAGGUGUUCAAGACUCUCCAUUUGUUGGUCCAAAACUUAAAGAAUGGGAGGAAUUCUGUGGGGGUCAUUGUUGUUGAGGAAGAGGGUCGAGCAUCGCGCCACCUUAAACAAUGCGCUUCAGAGCAGAAGCUGCCAUUGAUGCCAGCAAGCUGGAUCAUAAAGAGCUUACAUAUGGGAAAGCUGCUCUCAUUCAAGAACAAUGUUCGGUCCGCUCUUCCGUGUAUGAGCAGGAUGCCGCAAUUCCCACCAGCCAUGGAUUUCAGUGAAGAAAUUUGAUUGUUUACUUUUCUGCGAUUCUACCAAUGCCUCGCAGAAAAGUAGUUAUGGGCAUGAGGACACUCCAAUCUAUUGAAGAUGUUCAAUUCUUUAUUCAGAUAUUUCCUGGGGAAAGUUCAAAUCCUUGUGGUCAGACCUCUCUGGGGUGCUACAAUCCAUCCAAUAGACAUAUGACUGCCAAUCCAGACCGCCAAAUGGUGGGCCUCAUUCUGGAGCACUGCUUGAAAAUCAAAUGGAUUGGACACUCCUAACCAGCUGAAGAAGGUUAUAAAGAGAAUGGUCAAUGGUCCAAAUUUCAAGGUUCCAAAUCAGAUAGUUAAGAUUCUCCAUCCCAGUGGAACCCACAAUCUGAAGGGUCCAAAAUUAGCACCCAUGUUUGCAAUGUCUACACUGGGUAAGUUGUAGCGCUCUAGCCAGGUUAGCAGGCCUGACAGCACCUGGAGCCUUGUACUAAUUUGAAGAGUGAACUAGUGGCAGGUUAAGGCUAAUGGGAGGAAUCGUGAUGGUAACGUUGGGAAUCUGCGCCCAGCUAGAAAUGGGCCAUGAAUGACAAGUUGCAUAUUGAAAUGGUAUAGCAUCUCAUCGUCAGGUGGUUGAAAGAGAUUCAAACGAAGCAGAAGCUAGGGCACUAGCACAAAGACUAAAAAAUAUUCCUACAUUCUUCUAUGAUUCGACAGUAGGAAGGCAAUUUGCAAGAUGUAACCAGAUUAGCGUCCUCCCAAGGCACUGGUACAUCCCAUUAUGGUUCAUAGCCAAGGGAAUCUAGAAGUUCAGAGUGGCGAGCCAGAGUGCCAACAUCAUAGCCGUAGGAAGUUAUGGACCUUUUGGCCCAUCUUAUGCUGUAUUCUCAUUCGACUCUUCAAUAAAUUAAGCAGCCAUUUUACCAAGGUAUCAGGAAUUGCUUGAAUUCAAUUUUAAGUUAUUGAGUUGCAUUUGGACA